GACGCCGCGGAGAAGAAUCACCAACCUUUGUGAAGACGCACAGAAGAGGAACAAACGCAACUUUAGUCAAACGUGAAAAUGAAGAGGAAAACACAUAACCUGUGGUCUCUUAUUCUUCCCCUUUUGUAUGCCCUCCUGCCGACACAAAUUGAAAGCAACUGUUGCCACAGCGCCAAAAGCAAAGAUGGCUACCCACUGCCUAUGUAUUUUACCAACGAUUUAAAUAUAAAAUUUCUAUUUGACUUUUUGCAAGUGAAGAAUGAGUUCGAAUUUUUCCUCUGCAACAUUGUUUGCAUUUUGUUGGGCUUCCUAUCUGUGUAUGUUAAGGUGUUGAAGAAAAAAGCUUUUAAGAAAGGUUCGAAUGGAUCGGAGACCCCGCUGGGCAUGAUGAGCAUCCUCUUUUCUUGCAACAGUGCUAUUUACGGGGGGUUGUCUUUUCUCAAUUACACAAUUGACUUCGCGCUGAUGCUUAUCGUGAUGACUUUCAACGUGUUCAUCUUUUUAAGUACCAUUUUGGGGGUGGCCUUUGGCUACUUUUUUUACGGCCACUUGUUAGCGUUGUGAAGUGCGCGCAGAGUGGAGCGGCACCCCGUCCUACGUCUCAUCCUGGUAUGUUACACCGUAGCACACCCCAUUGUAGUUUUUUUUUUUUUUUAAACCCAUCGUUAAAGCACCUCCGCGCCCUCCCCUUUGUACAAACUCUGCAUUGCGAUCCUUAAAAGGGAAAAUAA
Messenger RNA from Plasmodium vivax (malaria parasite P. vivax), 731 nucleotides. RefSeq names its product Ctr copper transporter domain containing protein. Gene Ontology annotation, biological process: copper ion transmembrane transport; intracellular copper ion homeostasis. Gene Ontology annotation, molecular function: copper ion transmembrane transporter activity. NCBI's taxonomy places the organism in Eukaryota, Apicomplexa, Aconoidasida, Haemosporida, Plasmodiidae. The transcript has a single exon. The record is from RefSeq and is a predicted model, not a curated record. Bases 79 to 564 code for a protein of 161 amino acids. Gene Ontology annotation, cellular component: plasma membrane.